Messenger RNA from Colletotrichum spaethianum, 903 nucleotides. RefSeq names its product 3-hydroxyacyl-CoA dehydrogenase-like protein LAM1. Lineage: Eukaryota; Fungi; Ascomycota; Sordariomycetes; Glomerellales; Glomerellaceae. The record is from RefSeq and is a predicted model, not a curated record. Bases 1 to 903 code for a protein of 300 amino acids. The transcript has a single exon.
AUGGGUUCUCAAAUUCAACAGCGUCUUUACAUCCUCGACACAGAUCUGUCACAUCCAGACCGCGAGACGCGUCAGGGGCGCAUCGUAUCAUGCAUAACCGACGGAAGUGAUCUCCGAAUACUGGUCGAUAACAUCUCAACUCUCCCUGACGGUGUCACCAUCGACCAUGCCAAUGGACAUAUGUACUGGACCAACAUGGGAUCAAGUUUCAAGACCAACAGCGGCUUUAUCGAGCGUGCCAACCUUGAUGGGUCAGAUCGGCAGGUCAUCGUGCCAGCAGGAACGAUUGGCGUUUUCACGCCCAAGCAAAUUACCAUCGCCAAAGCCAGCCGCAAAUUAUACUGGUGCGACCGUGAGGGCAUGAAGGUUAUGCGGUCAAACCUCGACGGCUCCGAUCUCGAAGUUCUGAUUUCAGCGGGUGAAACGGAAGAAGAUAGACUGGACCAAAGGAAAUGGUGCGUUGGCGUUGGCGUUGAUGAGAAACGAGGAUUCUUCUACUGGACGCAAAAGGGGUCAUCGAAAGGCAAUCAAGGUCGAAUCUUCCGUUCACCAAUCCAAACUCCCCAGGGAAGAAGGAAAGAGUGCAUCGAGGUGGUAUCUGAGAAGCUUCCUGAGCCCAUCGAUCUCGAAAUAGACGAGGAAGGAGGCAUGAUCUACUGGACAGAUCGUGGAGACCCGCCGUCUGGCAACUCGCUGAAUCGGGCAAGCAUCAGCGCUGAGGGGCAGCAUGAGAUAUUGGCGAUCAGGUUGCACGAGGCAAUUGGAUUAUCUCUGGACCAAAAGGAAGAUAUGGUGUAUGUAACGGAUCUUGCUGGCGGAGUCUAUGCCGUUGACCUGAAGACGCGGAAGAAGACCAUCUUGUUUACAGAGCUGGGUGACAUUACGGGCAUCGCCUGGGCUUAG